This is a messenger RNA of Quercus lobata, 2009 nucleotides long. RefSeq names its product Ca2+-activated RelA/spot-like protein (gene CRSH). Gene Ontology annotation, biological process: guanosine tetraphosphate metabolic process. The record is from RefSeq and is a predicted model, not a curated record. NCBI's taxonomy places the organism in Eukaryota, Viridiplantae, Streptophyta, Magnoliopsida, Fagales, Fagaceae. Gene Ontology annotation, molecular function: calcium ion binding.
UUGAGAGAGCGUGAAUGUGAGUGAGUGGUGGACGUUAUUGUUAUUGUUGUUGCUGUUAUCAAUGGAGCUCUUCUGCUCGCAAGACCCAACCUCCAAGCUAAUACCUUUACCAAAUCAUCAAACUCGUACCCGCAUAUUCACUAGGAUUAAUCCAAGAGUGACUGGUCCUGGUGGUCGACGGCGUAGCAGCCGCCGUAGUGGGUGGUUGGUGAGGGCAGAGGUAGCGGCGGCGACGGCGCUGGUGGAGCAGACCGGAGGUAAGAUGGUGGUGGAGCUCGUCGGAGCUUUCAACGAGCUGACGGAGAGGACAAAGAAAGUACAGUCGAGCAGCUCCUCUAACAUACUGUUCAAGUCUCUCAAGCUCUCUCUCCCAAUCUUCCACACCUUGCCUCUCGCUCCUGAUGGCCGCUCUUCUCUCUCCAAGGCUCUGUCUUUAGCUCUUCUUCUAGCUGACCUUCAGAUGGAUGCAGAAGUUAUUGCGGCUGGCAUAUUGAGAGAAGUUCUGGAGGCUGGUGCAGUAUCCAUAUUUCAAGUGAGAGAUCGGAUUAAUGCUGGUACUGCUCAUCUAUUGCACGAAAGCUUGCGUGUGAAGAAUAUCUCUUCAAAAGUUGAAGAUUUGGAUGAUGAAAGUGCUGUUGCUUUAAGAAAGUUCUGCCUGACAUACUAUGACAUCAGGGCUGUGAUUCUAGACUUGGCUCUCAAGCUAGAUACGAUGAGGCAUCUUGAUUACCUGCCAAGAUAUCAACAGCAAAUGAUAUCUCUUGAGGUUAUGAAGAUACAUGCCCCUUUAGCUCAUGCUGUGGGAACUAACUUUUUAUCAUUGGAGCUAGAGGAUCUCUCGUUCAGAUACUUGUUUCCUUAUUCAUACCUUUAUCUUGAUACAUGGUUACAAAGUCACGAGACAGGAAGUAAGCCUCUAAUUGAUAUAUACAGGGAACACCUGCUUGAAUCCUUAAAGACGGAUUCCUUGUUAGCAGAAAUGGUGGAUGAUGUCUCGGUUAAAGGUCGCCAUAAAAGUCGUUAUAGCACAAUGAAGAAGCUCUUGAGAGAUGGUCGGAAGCCAGAAGAGGUUAAUGAUGUUCUAGGAUUGCGAGUCAUAUUGAAGCCUAGAUCUGGAGUAGAUAUGUCAGAUGUGGGUGAGAGAGCAUGCUACAGGACACGUGAAAUCAUCCAGUCUUUGUGGAAAGAGAUGCCUCACCGGACAAAAGACUAUAUUGCCAAGCCUAAAGCUAAUGGAUAUAGGAGUUUACACAUGACAGUUGAUGUGAGUGAGAGUUGCCGGACUAGACCGCUUAUGGAGAUACAAAUACGGACAACAGAGAUGGAUAAGUUGGCAGUCGGUGGAACAGCAUCCCAUUCACUGUACAAAGGUGGUCUUACUGAUCCAGAAGAGGCUAGGCGGCUCAAGGCGAUAAUGAUGGCUGCAGCUGAAUUUGCAGAAUUGCGCCUUAAAGAUUUUCCAUCCACAAAUCAUAAAGGCAUUGAGAUUGACCACAGAAAUCGUGUAUUCCGCCUUCUUGACAAGAAUGGAGAUGGUCGGAUCAGCAUUGAGGAACUUAUGGAAGUGAUGGAAGAGCUUGGUGCCCCAGGCGAAGAUGCCUGCGAGAUGAUGCAGCUUCUUGAUUCAAAUAGUGAUGGUUCUCUGAGUUCUGAUGAAUUUGAUUUGUUUCAAAAACAGGUUGAACUUAUGCGUAAUUUAGGGGACAAAGAUGAUGAAUACAAGAUCAAGUUGAAUGAAAAGCUCCAAAUGGCAGACUACAGUGGGUUAAUUCAGGUAUAUGUUAGCAAAGAGCUAGGCAACAGGCUUGCAAAUUAGACUUGCCUGCAUCUUGCUGAAGGCUGCCUUGCAAAUUUUAUGCUUUAAAGGUUAUGUGUAUGUACCAUAUUCAAUGUGAAUAUAUUGUUUGUAUAUUGUACAUAAUGAAAUUCUCAUGUAACAUAAGAUUGUUCCAGGUCUAAUGAUAGAACCUGCUAUACUAAUAGCCUUAUAGGUCAAAUAAAAGCCAACU